Peronospora matthiolae is the source of this 693-nucleotide messenger RNA. NCBI's taxonomy places the organism in Eukaryota, Oomycota, Peronosporomycetes, Peronosporales, Peronosporaceae. The record is from the annotation of a GenBank genome assembly.
AUGCGAACGCAUCCCACGUUUUACGUUGGUCGGCUUAAGCCUUACCAUCAGUACGCUGAUUCUUCCGAUGAAGAACGCCCUUGCGCUCAAGCAUCUCGCAGAGAGCCUUGUGCUCCUGAUGGUGGGCAUCAACAAGGGUCUGAAGAGCAGUUAUCUCAGCCCGAGACCGAUCAACAAUCCCACGAGCUACCCUUAGCUCGUCACGAAGAGAUGUCAGAGAUCUCUCGUUCUCAAGCUGAGCAAAGGCAAACUCAGCUCGAUGCUUCGAGGCAGUGUCCACCAUCUGGAGACGCCUAUUCCGCUCAUGCUCGAGAUCGUCGCGUAACCCUUGCGUUACGCGAUCAAAGAAGCUCUAGGGAACACACCGAUCCACAUGAUCGUGUGGAGAGCGUCUUUCCUCCUCCUCCACCUCCAUUAGAGGACUCUCGCGGUGGCCAGCGCUAUCUAGUUGAGCAGCUGUUGAACCACCGCGACGUGAACGGACGUCGGACGAGUUACCUCAUCCGGUGGCGCGGCUAUCCCCCGUCCUGGGAUUCUUGGGAGCCCCGCUCCCAAUUGAUGGUUGACGUACUGGGUCUGGUCGAGCAGUACGACGCGACACAUCCUGUGCCGCAGAAGGACCGCCGGAGAAAGUCUUCCCGGCACGGUCGUAAAGGGAUUUCAGGUUGUCAAUCCCUUCGUACAUCUCAGUAG